AUGUCUUCUACUGAGGAAGCCUCGCAGACUUUAAGGCGUCUGAAAGAUACAUUUAUAGAAAUAUUUGAAAAGAAUGUGCAUGGCUUGUUUGUUGUGCUAGACUCACUCGACCUUCUAUGCUUGGAGGAAUUCUUCAAGCUCUAUGAUGAGGAUUGCCCCUUUAAAAGUGAGAAGAUGAUAGAAAUUAUAAUUCAGAAGGGAGAGUCAGCUUCGAAAAAAUUUCUGGACCACCUGGAGAAAAUGAUUGUUAGUGACUUCCUAAGCAUUGGAUUGGAAAAUCUAGAAGAAAUAGAACUCCACAAUAUUACAGAAAUUCCAUGGCACUUCUUGAGAAACAUCAUGGCUUUAAACAUGUCCUCACGAAACACCCAGCUCAAAAGAGAUCCAACUAGUCAAGAAUUAGAUGAUGAUGGUGACAUUGAUGAUGAUGAUGAUGAUGAUAUAUAUAAUGUACAUACAGUUGAGCAUGAUACCACAAACACUAUCCAUCCAUUGGAUGUCCUGUGUGUCCUCCUGCACUGUUCAGAUAGUUUUCUACAACAGGAGAUUGUAACCAAAAUGUCUAUGUGUCAGUUUGCUGUCCCUCUGCUGCUCCCCCCAGCUAGUGAUGGGUCACACCACACCCUCUUGCUGUGGGCAAUGAGGGGCAUUGUAAAGAAGUGGAGACCCCACUCAUUAUUGGACAGUAAAGGAUUCAGAGAGGAAAAUGUGGUGAAUAUCCCAAUGCCCAAUUUCUCUUUUGUGAGACUGGGGGAAAAUAAAUGAUCCAAAUCUAAAAUUCUGAACCAGAUUCUUAAUCCAGCCCAACAACAGCACAACUUCUUCAUCUCCCAUGAAAUGGAAGGGGGGAACAUUAAGAGGAAAAUAUCUGAUGGACUGGUGGAAAUGUGCUGGUAUUUUCCCUGUGGUAGUUCUGACGUUUUUCAAGAACCCAUCUCAGUGGCCAACCUACGAGGAGACCUGGAGACCAACUGGGACCAGUUCAUGUUUCUGACACGAGUGUCAUCAGCUGUCUUCAUAUUUGUUGAGAGCAUUUGUGAGACACAAUUCAGACUGUUGUCUACCUGUAGCAACACUGACACUGAAUUGUAUUUCCUUAUUACCCCAGGACCUGGCAAAGAGAUUAACCAAGAAACCAAGAACUAUUUAAAACAUCUAAUGAAAACAUUAAAUGUUGGUAAAAAACAAUUCCUAGUCAAAAGUGACAAACUAAAUGAUGCUGCAUUUGUGAAAAUGAUACAACGCAUCCUUGAAAGCUUCAUAGGCAAAGAGACACAACAGCCAUUACAGAAUAUGAAAAAGCAAACACAUGGGCUCCAGAUAGAUGUCGACGAGGACUUUCCUGGAUGUCAAAAAGCAAGAGCAUGCGCAUGUGUUAUUACCUCAGCAAUAGGAGACGUGGAAGGGUAUAAAAAAGAAAUGCUGAAACUGCAAGGGGAUCUGUGGAAACAAUUGUCCAAAGUAGAGAAAGAACUUUGCAGAAUGACAAACCAAGGUGACAAAGAUGCCCAACAAUAUAAAAAUGAACUGGAACAGAAACGUAUAGCACUGCACAAAAAACAAAACGAGCAUGAUUUACCCAAUCCUAUAAUGCUCUUUGUUACUGCAAUCACUCAUUUGUCUCAGGUGGAGAAACAAUAUUUUUUGAAGUGGAUGAAAUUAGAACUGGAUACCAUUGCUAGGAAGAAUCUUACUGCCUUAAAGGUGGAUUACCAAGAGAAAAGCAAGUCAAAAAAUUCAGGGGUACUUAAGCUGGUUGACCAAAAAAUAUCUGACAGUUCUUUAGGGAUUGAACAUUUCAUCCGUGAGUUUGGGCAGUUUUAUGAGGCUGAAUGUUCCAUGCUUCAAGAAGGAAUGAUUUCAGAAGAAAGAGUACAGUUUACAAAACUUCCAGGAAUUGCUGCUGACCUUCUCUUGGAUGGGUUUCCAUUGGAGCUCAUAGAUGGAGAUGCCUCAAACAUCCCCAUGAAGUGGAUAACCGAUGUCUUGACUGAGUUAAGUAACAAGACACGAGGUGAAAGUGACGAGUUAAAAGGUAAAAGUGAUACAAGUAAUAUAAGUAAAAUAAGAGUAAUGACUGUGCUGGGAGUGCAGAGUACAGGGAAGUCCACCCUUCUCAACACCAUGUUUGGCCUGCAGUUUCCAGUGGCCAGUGGACGAUGUACAAGAGGGGCAUUCAUGACUCUCCUAAAAGUGAAAAACAACUUUGAAAGACAGCUAGGCUGUAAAUUCGUUAUGGUGAUUGACACUGAGGGGCUGAAAGCUCCAGAGUUGGCCUCUUUGGAGGAUAGCUAUGAACAUGACAAUGAACUGGCCACACUAGUGGUUGGGCUGAGUGAUAUCACCAUUAUCAAUAUGGCCAUGGAGAACACCACAGAAAUGAAGGAUAUUUUACAGAUUGUGGUCCAUGCUUUUCUUCGGAUGAAGAAAGUAGGAAAGAAACCCAACUGCCAGUUUGUGCACCAGAAUGUCAGUGAUGUGUCUGCUCAUGAAAUGAACAUGAGAGACCGGAAGAAACUUCUAGAACAGUUGGAUGAAAUGACCAGAGUGGCUGCAAAAAUGGAGAGGCAAGAGGGAAUCAAAUCUUUCAGUGAUGUGAUAGACUAUGACUUGGAAAAACACAGCUGGUACAUUCCUGGUCUGUGGCAGGGGGUCCCUCCCAUGGCUCCAGUAAACUCUGGUUACAGUGAAAAUGUUCAAAAGCUAAAGAAGUUUUUAUUUGAAUUCAUGAAAACCCAAAACACACCUUGUACCAUAUAUGAGUUUAUUGAAUGGUUACAAAGCUUGUGGAAAGGUGUAAAACAUGAAAAAUUCAUCUUUAGUUUCAAGAACUGUCUGGUAGCGGAAGCUUAUAAUAAGCUAUCUAUGCAGUUUUCCCUUUGGGAAUGGGAAUUCUCAAAAAAAGUCUACAACUUUGUCACCAGCACUGAAAAUAAUAUAAAAAAUCAGUCAUCUGAGAGUCUGGAUAUGCAAAACCAUGAAAAAAACAAGACAGAACUUCACCAACUGGCAUUUGAGGAGGAAAAUAAAAUGCUGGAUUUGAUAGACAAAUAUUUUGACAGUAAGUCUGGAAAUGUUCAUCUGAUAGAACGUUAUAGGGAAGAUUUCAGAAUGAGUGCAAAGUUCCUAAGGCAAGAACUUGAAAGAAAUGCUCUAAACAAAUUUAGCAAGGCAGUUUCUAUCCAGAAAGGGAAGUUUAAGAUCCAAAUCCAGAAUCAAUAUCAAAAAGUAAUAGAAAAAAAAAUCAGUGGUCUCUUAGAAAGCGAUAGAAAGAAAAAAGCUACGCUAAGUCCUGAUAAAGUACAACAAGAAUUUGAAUCCAUGUGGGAGAAGACAUUGAGAGGUCUGGAGACAAACAAAUUAGAGAGACGCAAUAUUGAUCAUGCAGUUUUACAGCAAUUGAGACAUGACCUGAGCAGUAGAGGAUCCGCCGUACAUGAAAAAUGAAAGGGCAUAAACAGUCUACAAGACCAUGGUCAACAAACUUUUAAAAUGGAUGAGAAGUAUAUUGAUCACACUUGGUGGAAUCGUGUCAAGAACCAACUAGGCCUACACAGUGACACAUUUGAAAGAGUAGAGAACUUUGCUGUCUCUCUAACAGGUAUGUGCGACAAGUAUGUUAAAGAAAAAGUUGAUUCUUCUGAUGAUUACGAUGACACUUACUGCCAAGAAUUACUAUACAAGAUCAAUGAACAGCUUGAAAGUACUACCAAUCUUCACAUUUCAAGAGAUCUGGAGCUAGAUAUCAAACUGAUCACUCUUGGAAAUGCCGCUCAAAAAUUUCAGCAACUGCAUGAUAACUUUACCAAAAAUAAUGACCCAAUACAUUGUCUGGAAUGUUUGAAACCUCAAUACUUGUCAACAUUUCUCAGUAUAUUUCAAGAAAAAGGUGAAACCCAGCACAGAGCCAGGCAAUUCUGUGAACGUUGUCUCAAACCAGCAAUUACCGACUAUGUCUUCAAACAUCUCGGAGAAAAGAUGGUGGAUGACAUCUUAAACAGCUCUGAAAAUAUUAUAUUCAGUAGCAGAAGCUUUUUUCAGUGUAAGAUGCUGGAGCAGUUGUUGGAAGAAAUGUCUUUCCAGAAGUACAAAGAAUAUAUUCGUUCAUAUGAGAAAUUUUCAGAAUCGUGGAUACUAAGUUACAUCUCCAAAAAGUACAAGAGCUCAACCACAUUAAAGGAUUUAUACAAAAGUAUUGUCUCCUCCAUAACGAUGGAAAUCCAAAGUGUACUUAAAGAGAAAGCAUGCACAGAACUGCCUACGAUCUCAUCAUUUUUAGAAAAAGUUUGCGAGAUGUUACAAAGCAAACUGGUAAUAUCACAGAAGGAGAUGAACGUUAUCACAUUCCAUAACACGGUUUCAGUGGAGCAAUUUUCAUCUGACAUUCAACAUUUCCUCACAGAGACAGAAAAACAAAUCUUAACCAAACUGGGAUCUCUGGAUAUUGAGUCUGUCCUUUCCAAAGUGACACUGAAGCCUCAGGAUGAAUUGCUCAGGAAGGUGGUUGGAUGUGGCAAGCAGUGUCCAUUCUGUAAAGUCCCCUGUGAAGCCGGAGGUGGAAAACAUGCUGAUCAUUUCGCAUCUAUCCACAGAUCAACAGGAUUGGGAAAAUAUAGAUGGCACAAAGAUAGAACUUUGUUAACAGACAUCUGUUCCACUCUUGUUGUAUCCAACAACAGUUUUAUGAAUUCAGACACAGAAGGGAACUGGCACCCAUACAAAGAGUACCGUACACAUUAUUCAGACUGGACCAUUCAGCCCGAUCCCAGCGUUGAGUGCUCAGACUACUGGAAAUACAUAUUCCUACAGUUUAAUCAGCAAUUUGCAGAAGAAUAUGAUGCAAAACCAGCCAAGAUUCCAGAAGAAUGGGAGAAAAUCACAGAGGUUCAUGCUCUUAACAGCUUAUUGCAGGUGUUCAACAUGGACUAA
Molecule: messenger RNA, 4929 nt
Organism: Nanorana parkeri
Lineage: Eukaryota; Metazoa; Chordata; Amphibia; Anura; Dicroglossidae
Product: up-regulator of cell proliferation-like
Molecular function (GO): GTP binding
Source: RefSeq, a predicted model, not a curated record